AGUUUAUCAAUUUUGUUUAAGCUGUGUAUGUUUGUUUACUUGCCUGCAAUAAUAUUUCGGUUCUCAUUUGCGUCAUAUAAUUAAUUCAUACACUUAGGAAAGUACUUAAGCUGUAAAUACUAAUUAUUAUGUCAAAACGUAAUGUAGCAUUUAUUAAACCUGAAGAGCCUGAUUUCCUGAAACGACUGAAAGCACAAAUCGGCUACAAAGAGGGUCCGACCGUUGAAACAAAGAGACAACAAGUACAGAACCUGGAUGAUUCGGAUGAAGAAUAUGAUGAACGAGAAGAUGAGAAACCACAGGUUGUAGUUUUAAAAGCAGGUGAUUUGACAGCGGAAGAGGCCGCCAGUGCUGAAAAAGAGGAAAGUGAGAAACCGGCAGAUCUAAGUAAAAAAAUAGUUUUUAAGUCUAGAAAGGCAAAAAAGGAUGAUCUUACGGAAACACCACUAAGGGAAAGACAGAAAAAAAGCCACAAAGACACCAAAAGUAAACUUUCGUUUAUGGGUGAUGAUGAUGAGGAUGAUGACGGGUAAGUGAUGAAGAAAUUAAGAUUUGAAAGUAUAAAAUAAAUGUAAUUGUAAGGUACACAUAACGUUAUUUAAACUGUGAACAGGCCUUGCUGAAAAAUUCUAGGUCACGAUAUUCACAAUAACAAUAGUUUAUCAAUAAAUAUUGCUUAAUUACUCUGUGCUCUUAACCAUAUCAAAACUCGAACUAGAAAAAAAUAGGUUUAACAAAUAAAGUCCUGCUUAUUUUGAAAUA
Molecule: messenger RNA, 762 nt
Organism: Wyeomyia smithii (pitcher-plant mosquito)
Lineage: Eukaryota; Metazoa; Arthropoda; Insecta; Diptera; Culicidae
Exons: 3
Coding region: 129-533 (134 amino acids)
Source: RefSeq, a predicted model, not a curated record